Molecule: messenger RNA, 1023 nt
Organism: Canariomyces notabilis
Lineage: Eukaryota; Fungi; Ascomycota; Sordariomycetes; Sordariales; Chaetomiaceae
Exons: 3
Coding region: 1-1023 (340 amino acids)
Source: RefSeq, a predicted model, not a curated record
AUGGUGUCUCUUGAGCAAAUGCGGGCAUCCAAUGUCCGGAUCAAGACGGCCCUGCCGGCCGAGCUGGUCGCCGUCUUCGCGGGCGCCACCAGCGGCAUCGGCGAGUCGUCGCUCAGGCAGUUUGUGAAGCACACGGUUAGGCCGCGCGUCUACUUCCUGGGGCGGUCAAAGGAGUCGGGGGUCCACAUCAGCACCGAGCUGCAGAAGCUGAAUCCAGAAGGGGAGUACCACUACAUCAGCGUCGACGUCAGCAGCAUCAAGGCCGUGGACAAGGUCUCGCAAGAUAUUAAGGACAAGGAACAGGUCAUCAAUCUCCUGUUUCUCUCUACCGGGACUAUGGUUAGUGGUAAAGACACCGAAGAAGGCCUGCACUACCCCAUGGCCGUGACAUACUACGCCCGCAUCCGCCUCGCACUCAACCUCCUGCCACUGCUGCGGCGGGCGACGGGGCUGCGCCGCGUCGUAAGCGUCUUCACGGCCACCAAGGAAGGGCGCAUCGACACGACGGAUUUCCAGGCCCGCCACGUUCCCGUGCUCUCGCAGCGGGGACACACGAGCUCCAUCAUGACCCUUGGUCUGGAAUUCGUCGCCAAGGAUGCCCCUGAGGUCUCCUUCAUCCACGACUUCCCCGGCGCCGUCCAAACAAACCUGGGCAAGGACGUCAAGAACCUGCAGAUGACGGUCAUGACGGCCGUGUUCAGGGUGAUUGGGCCCUUUGUGACCAUCCCGUUUGACGAGGCCGGCGAGCGCCAGCUCUUCUUCGCGACGAGCGCGCGGUUUCCGCCGCGUACGGCGGCGGAGGGAGCGGCGGCGGGAGUGCCCCUGGCGCCGGGCGUCGGGGUCGCCCGCGGCACCGACGGCAAGCCCGGCAGCGGAGUGUACUCGAUCAGCAUUGAGGGCGAAAGCGCAAAACCCAAAGUCGAGCAGCUGCUCGCUGAGUACCGUGAGAAUGGCACGCGCCAGAAGGUGUGGGAGGACACUGAGCGCGAGCUUGUGCGUGUUACCGGAACAGCGUCUGCCUGA